This is a messenger RNA of Drosophila guanche, 546 nucleotides long. RefSeq names its product male-specific protein scotti. The transcript has a single exon. The coding region runs from base 120 to 491 and encodes 123 amino acids. Lineage: Eukaryota; Metazoa; Arthropoda; Insecta; Diptera; Drosophilidae. Gene Ontology annotation, biological process: sperm individualization. The record is from RefSeq and is a predicted model, not a curated record.
AUAGAAAAAGUACACAAACACAAAUAAAACUCUCAUAAUUUAGCAGAAUUUUCGAAAAAAAAACUGCCGUAUUUUUUGUAAAACAAAUAUUUUUGGCUUUUGAUAAAAACAAAUAAAAAAUGGAACGCUUUUAUCAGCUGAUACGCCUGCCGAGCCUUCAUGUGGACUACAACAACAACGACAUAAAUCGGCAGCCAGGGUUGGACCAGCUGCUGGAUGCCCCCCACGAGCCGCCCAGGAACCUGGAGCCCUUGGCCGAGCCUGAGCCUGCUGCGCUCAUGCCACAAAAGAAGCGCAGCCAUAUGACCAUCUCGCAGCCAUUCCGCAUUCAGAGCGAAGUCAGCGAGCUGCAGCGCAAUGCGUGGCAGGCCAUACAGGAUGUGCCAGAGGAGCAGCGGCGCGAUCACUACGUCAAUUAUAUGAUGGAAAACUUGAACAGUCAGAACUAUCCGCAUGGUGUGGGUCUGCCACAUCGCUGGGGUCAGUUUUGAAGGAGCAGAGCCCAAACAUAAACCUAAUAAAAUAAAACCAAAAUAAGGCCAAGCA